Messenger RNA from Cyprinus carpio (common carp), 4173 nucleotides. Its product is annotated as NACHT, LRR and PYD domains-containing protein 3-like. Lineage: Eukaryota; Metazoa; Chordata; Actinopteri; Cypriniformes; Cyprinidae. The record is from RefSeq and is a predicted model, not a curated record. Gene Ontology annotation, molecular function: protein binding.
CCGUAAGAGAUAAGAGGAAAGCUGAACACACUUGUCUGCAGUAGAACACCCAGCUUAUGUAGUCAUGCAGCUACUGGAUUCGCACAAUUGUGCGUAGGAGUCCUGAAGUAACAGAAAUGUGUGGAAAAACAGACAACGUCGCAUGUAUACACAGGAAUUAGGCUACAUGGUGGGAAACAAUGAAUAUUCUGAGAAUAUCUUUAUAGCCUGGAUUUUGGUAAAGGGGAGAGUGAGUCUAAAGGUCUUAAGCCUUACCUAUGCAGCUCUGUGAAGACUAAGUGAUUUAUGGAUAACACACAAACAUUCAUCAACAGAGAUUUUCCUUCAGGAUGCAGUAUGUUGCACAGAGAGAGAUCAAACCCAUCAGAGUCCAGCUGUGUGUCCAUGAAGAGUGACCACUCUAUGGGCAAGCCAAUAAAAUUCAAGGGAAGACAAACAUCGACUGAUCUAAGUAUUUUGCACAGAGGGAGAUCAAACCCACCAGAGGCCAGCUGUGUGUCCAUGAAGAGCAACCAGUCUAUGGGCAAGCCAAUAAAAUUUAAGGAAAGACAAACAUCAACUGAUCUGAGUCUGAGGGAUAGAUCAAACCCAUCGGAGUCCAGCUGUGUGUCCAUGAAGAGCGACCAGUCUAUGGGCAAGCCAAUAAAAUUUAAGGGAAGAGACACAUCAACUAAUCUGAGUAUUUUGCAUGGAGAGAGAUCCAACCCACCAGAGGCCAGCUGUGUGUCCAUGAAGAGCGACCAGUCUAUGGGCAAGCCAAUAAAAUUUAAAGGAAGUCACACAUCUACUGAUACGAGUCUUUUGCACAGAGACAGAUCAAACCCAUCAGAGCCAAGCUGUGUGUCCAUGAAGAGCGACCAGUCUAUGGGCAAGCCAAUAAAAUUUAAAGGAAGUCACACAUCUACUGAUACGAGGUACAACAUUUAUCUUUUGCACAGAGACAGAUUAAACCCAUCAGAGCCAAGCUGUGUGUCCAUGAAGAGCGACCAGUCUAUGGGCAAGCCAAUAAAGUUUGAGGGAAGACAAGCAUCAACUGAUCUGAGCACAUUCAAAUCAAAUCUAAUGAAGAAGUUUCAGUGUCUGUAUGAAGGAACAGCAAAACAAGGAAACCCAACAUUCCUGAAUGAGAUCUACACAGAGCUCUACAUCACAGAGAGUAAAAGUGGAGAGAUCAAUAAACAACAUGAGGUGAGACAGAUUGAGACACAAUCCAGGAGCGCAGCAACAGAGGACGCACCAAUCAAAUGCAAUGACAUUUUUAGACCUUUACCUGGACAAGACAAACCCAUCAGAACUGUGCUGACAAAGGGAGUCGCUGGCAUUGGAAAAACAGUCUCUGUGCAGAAGUUUAUUGUGGACUGGAGUGAAGGAAAAGAAAAUCAGGACAUCCAGCUCAUAUUUCCACUUCCUUUUAGAGAGCUCAACUUGAUGAAGGACGAAAAACUCAGUCUUUCAGAUCUACUUCAGGUUUUGUUUCCUGAAACAAAAGAAAUUGAAAUAUCCAGUGAUGCAUAUAAAGUUUUCUUCAUCUUUGAUGGCCUGGAUGAGUGUCGUCUGUCUCUGGAUUUUAAGAGCAAUGUGAAGUUGUAUGAUUUAAGUGAAUCUGCCACAGUAGAUGUGCUACUGACGAACCUUAUUGCCGGGAAUCUGCUGCCCUCUUCUCUCAUCUGGAUCACCUCCAGACCAGCAGCAGCUGAUCUCGUCCCCUCUGAGUGUGUCCAUCGAGUGACAGAGGUACGAGGCUUCAAUGACCCAAAGAAGGAGGAAUACUUCAGAAAGAGAAUCAGUGAUCAGAGUCUGGCUAACAGAAUCAUCUCACACCUAAAGUCAUCAAGGAGCCUCCACAUUAUGUGCCACAUCCCAGUGUUCUGCUGGAUUUCAGCCACUGUUCUAGAGGGUAUGUUGGGAAAAUCAUUGAAAGGAGAGAUCCCUAAGACUGUUACUCAAAUGUACACAUACUUCCUGAUCCUUCAGACAAACAUUAAACAUGAGAAGGACUAUGAGAAAAAACUGAAAGAUGAAGACAUGAUCCUCAAACUGGGGAAACUGGCUUUUCAGCAGCUUGUGAAAGGCAACCUGAUCUUCUAUGAUGAAGACCUGAGCGAGUGUGGCAUUGAUGUGACAGAAGCAUCCGUGUACUCAGGAUUGUGCACACAGAUCUUCAAAGAGGAAUUUGGCUUGUAUCAGGGGAAGGUCUUCUGCUUCGUUCAUCUGAGCAUUCAGGAACAUCUAGCAGCUCUAUAUGCACACUUCUCCUUUUCAGACUACAUAAAUGUGUUCGACCAAGCCACUGAACAAAAUAUCUUUUCUAAGGUCGUAAAUUGGAUGAAAAAUAGUUCAUUAUUUGGCCUACAUAAGACAGCUGUGGAUGAGGCUUUACAGAGUAAGAAUGGACAUCUGGACCUUUUCCUGCGUUUUCUUCUGGGUAUCUCAGUGGAGUCUAAUCAGACUCUCUUACAAGAACUAAUAAUACAGACAGGAAGCUGCUCCUACAAUAAAAUGGAAACAGUUGAAUACAUCAAACAGAAGAUCAGGGAGAAUCCCUCUCCAGAGAGAUGUAUCAGUCUGUUCCACUGUCUGAAUGAACUGGGCGAUGAUUCACUAAUGCAGGAGAUCCAGGAUUAUCUAAGAUCUGGAAAAAUAAAUAAAAUCAAACUCUCUUCUUCACAGUGGUCAGCUCUGGUUUUUGUAUUGCUGACAUCAGAGCAGAAGAUGGAAAUGUUUGAUCUAAAAAAAUUUAUGGGUGCACAAAAUACAGCAGAUGAAGUUCUUCAGAAACUGCUGCCUGUGAUUAUAGAAUCCAGAUCAGCUCAAUUGUGUAAGUGUGGUGUCACAGAUAAAGGUUGUGCUGUUCUGGCUACAGCUCUAAGCUCAAACCCCUCAUACCUGAGAGAUCUGAAUCUAUCUGGAAAUAAACUACAAGAUGCAGGAGUGAAGCUGAUCUCAGAUGGACUGAUGGAUCCUCACUGUAACCUGGAAACACUGCAGUUGAGUGAUUGUGGUAUCACAGAUGAAGGUUGUGCUGCUCUAGCUUCAGCUCUAAGAUCAAACCCCUCACACCUGAGCUAUUUGAACCUAAGUGGAAAUAAACUAAAAGAUUUAGGAAUUAAUCUGAUCUCUUCUGUACUGGAUGAUCCUCACUGUAAAAUGAAAACACUGCGGCUGAUUGAUUGUGGUGUCACAGAUAAAGGCUGUGCCGUUCUGGCUUCAGCUCUGAGAUCAAACCCCUCACACCUGAGAGAACUGAAUUUGUCUGGAAAUAAACUAGGGCCAUCAGGAGUGAAACUACUCUCUAAUGGACUGGAUGACCCUCACCGUAAUCUGGAGAUACUGGGCUUGAUUAAUUGUGGUAUCACAUAUAAAGUUUGUGCUGCUCUGGCUUCGGCGUUGAGAUCAAACCUCUCACACCUAAGACAUCUCAAUUUGUCUGGAAAUAAAAUACAAGACAAAGGAGUGGAUCUGCUGUGUGCUGGACUGAAGGAUCCUCACUGUAAACUCGAAACACUGUGGCUAAAGGAUUGUAAUGUUACAGAUAAAGGUUGUGCUGUUCUGGCUUCAGCUCUGAUAUCAAAUCCCUCUCACCUACAAAAACUGGAUCUGACUAGAAAUUUUCUUGGAAGGUGAGUGAAGUUGCUCUCUGCUCUGAAGGAUGAUCCGGAUUAUGAACUGAAGACACUUCUGUUUUAGAUGUUAGUCUGACCUUCUCUGGAUUGGCUGACAGUAAAUAAAAAGCCACUAAAGAAACUGCACAUUUAAUAAAGACACCAUAGUGAUCAUAACACAGAGAUGUGUUUGUGUUACUUUCCAUAAUGAUUCUUUUCUCUACAUUUGUAUUGGUACUCCAUUUCAUAUUAUAAUAUUAUCUUUUGUUCAAUCCUUAAUAAUGCAUUGUGUUGCCACCUUUGUCAUAUUACAUUUGUUGCUCAUAUGGAUUCAAAUGAGAAAAUCCUUUUUUUCCUUUCUUCAGUUUAGGUAUGAUAGAACUGUUGCAAUUAACACAUUUUUACUUUAUAGCUUAUAUUUAUAUUUCAAACUUUAUAGCUUUUUAUGUUUGAAUAAUGAAAUUUGCUGUGCUAUUCCUGUGCUUUACUGUGCUGCUUAUUUUUCAUGAUUGAUGUUUUCUUUUCUUUUUUUACAUCAGUUUUUUGUUAAAUAAAUUGUCAUGCCAUUUCA